This is a messenger RNA of Branchiostoma belcheri (Belcher's lancelet), 1522 nucleotides long. Its product is annotated as 2-oxoisovalerate dehydrogenase subunit alpha, mitochondrial-like. Gene Ontology annotation, biological process: branched-chain amino acid catabolic process. Gene Ontology annotation, molecular function: oxidoreductase activity, acting on the aldehyde or oxo group of donors, disulfide as acceptor. NCBI's taxonomy places the organism in Eukaryota, Metazoa, Chordata, Leptocardii, Amphioxiformes, Branchiostomatidae. Bases 41 to 1396 code for a protein of 451 amino acids. The record is from RefSeq and is a predicted model, not a curated record. The transcript is spliced from 9 exons.
AUGAGGUCAGAGGUCAGGUAAUGAAUGGGCGGCUGCCAGCAUGGCUGUGGCCAGAGGCUCUGUAUCUCUCCUCCAAGGGUUCAGGCAUGUGUGCAAUAAAAACAGGUCUAAACUCCCUUCUAUAAACUGCAAUGGACUUCCUUCAAGAUACCAAAGGUGCCAGUAUGCCAGCACACAGGGGCUGGACCUGGAUGAGGAGCGGCCACAGUUCCCAGGCUCCACCAAGGCCCAGUUCACCCUGAGUAUGGACUUCCACCUGCCUGAGGAGACCCCUGGGAUCCCGGUCUACAGAGUUAUGGACGGGGAGGGCAGGAUACUGGACCCUAGUCAUGACCCACAGCUGUCCAAAGACACAGUGUUGGAGAUGUACAGGAAGAUGGUGAUGCUGAGCACCAUGGAUGGGAUCCUGUACAACGCCCAGAGACAGGGCAGGAUAUCCUUCUACAUGACAAACUACGGGGAGGAAGGCACCCACAUCGGGAGUGCUGCUGCUCUGGACCCACGGGAUAUGGCUUUUGGACAGUACCGAGAAGCAGGUGUUUUCCUGUGGCGAGGCUACACCCUGGAUGACUUCAUGAACCAGUGCUUCAGUAAUGACCUGGACUACAACAAGGGGAGAGCUUUUCCUGUCAACUUCGGGUCCAAAGAACACAACUUUGCUACCUAUUCCUCCCCCCUGGCCACACAGAUGCCACAUGCGUCUGGUGCUGCCUAUGCCCUGAAGCGAGCAGGGACAGGCCUGUGUGUGGUGUGUUACUUUGGGGACGGAGCUGCUAGUGAGGGAGAUGCACAUGCUGCUUUUAACUUUGCUGCUACACUGGACUGUCCUGUCAUCUUCUUCUGUCGAAACAAUGGCUACGCCAUCUCUACACCAACUUCAGAACAGUACAGGGGUGAUGGAAUAGCCUCGAGAGGGAGUGGUUAUGGCAUGGCCACCAUCCGUGUGGAUGGGAACGACACGUUUGCUGUGUACAACGUGACCAAGGCAGCUCGCCAGAUGUGUGUGACUGAGAACAGACCUGUACUGAUAGAAGCCAUGACAUACAGGAUUGGUGACCACAGUACGAGUGACGACAGUUCUGCGUACCGGACCCGUGACGAGGUGGACCACUACCGUGGGAACAGUCCCAUCACCAGACUGCAGCGCUACCUCCUGCACCAGGGCUGGUGGGACAUGCAGCAGGAGACAGACUACAGGGGGCAGGCUAAACAACAGGUGAUGGAGGCUUUCCGUGCAGGUGAGGCCAGGAAGAAACCUCCCCUGUCUGACCUCCUGACUGAUGUGUACGACACAAUGGAACCUCACCUGGCCAAACAGACACAGGACAUGCUGAACCAUGUUCACCACAACAAGGAGCAGUACCCCACCACCGACAUGUUCACGGUAGAGAAGUGAAAUGCAGAUGUUGUCACUGAUAUUAGUACCAGUAAUACAUAACUUAGAUAACAAGACAGCUUUCUGUUACUGAUUAUGAUAAAGAAAAGAUGGCUUUGUUUUCUGGUAAACUUACCAGACUUUGAA